AUGGGCCUGGCCUUGUCUACCUGUCUCACAUUCCUCAGCCGUAGAUUACAAUAUAGACCAUCACCUCCUCCAAGCAGUCGCUCCAUAGCUUCCGAUUGCGACGAAGUACGGAUCAUGGAAGAGCGGGACAUCCCUUAUUAUGCAGAUGAUGAAAUGGAUAGUAGCGACGACGAAGAGUAUAUAUAUUAUUCUGGGGGCGGUUAUGGUGGAUAUCCCCACAACUAUGACGACGACAUGCUAGCAGGCAUGAGAUUUUACCGGGGCAGAUCCCGAGCAAACAAUAGAGCUGCAGAGGACAGUAGCCUUGAAGGUGUUACGGGGAUCUUCUAG
This is a messenger RNA of Venustampulla echinocandica, 330 nucleotides long. RefSeq lists its product as uncharacterized. Bases 1 to 330 code for a protein of 109 amino acids. The record is from RefSeq and is a predicted model, not a curated record. Lineage: Eukaryota; Fungi; Ascomycota; Leotiomycetes; Helotiales; Pleuroascaceae. The transcript has a single exon.